This is a messenger RNA of Meloidogyne enterolobii, 258 nucleotides long. NCBI's taxonomy places the organism in Eukaryota, Metazoa, Nematoda, Chromadorea, Rhabditida, Meloidogynidae. The record is from the annotation of a GenBank genome assembly.
AUGGCUAACGUUGUCGAAGUCGCAAUCGAAAAAAUUGAUGAAGUCAAGUCGAGACUUGGAAGAACUUUGGGAGCUUCAAUGCGUUUACGCGAUUUAAUUCGCCAAGUUCGUGCCGCUAGGACGGCGGCUGAAGAGCGUGCUGUUGUAGAACGAGAAAGUGCGAAUAUUCGAGACUUUUUUAGAGAUGAGGACAAUAAAUACAAAUGCAGGUUAAUUUUUUUGGAGAGGACCAAACCUGGGUUUAUAGGCCGAACCUAG